AUUGUGGCAUGAGCUCUGACAGUGGGUGGAUGUUUCACACAAAUUGAAAAGACAAAUUAUGUAGUUUUCAUAUCUAGUUCCCUAUUAGUGUCUUUGGACCUUUGAUAUUCUAAGCCUUCAAGUGUUUCUUAUCACAGUCGUGAGCCGCUCAUCACCAGUUAACAAACUCUCCAAGGGAGAUGGAUCAGUGUUUGUUGUUUCUUCUGCUUCUGUUGAUGGGAGGAAAUGGUUCGUGUCAACAAGAGGAAGUCUGCGCAAAGUCAGUGAUCAACACCUGCAAUGACUGUAUCAGAUCUGGGCCAUACUGUAUGUGGUGCCAACAGCUGAACUUCACCAAAGCUGGCGAGCAGGAAGCAGCACGCUGUGACACCCAAGCGCAGUUGAUAGCAAAAGGCUGUAUGAAGGAGGAAAUCAUCUCCCCCCAGCACAGUGUCCUCAUCAACAAAAAAGAUCCUCUGACCACUUCGUUCAAAGAGCUGGCUGCUGUUCAGCUCAGCCCACAGAAGAUUAGUCUGAAGCUACGACCUGGGCUUCCUGCCACGUUCAAUGUUUCUUUUAAGAGAGUUCAGGGUUAUCCAGUCGAUCUCUACUACCUGAUGGACCUGUCUUACUCCAUGAAAGAUGACUUGGAAAAUGUCAAAGGACUGGGACAAAAUCUUUUUGCAGCUCUGAAAAAUAUCACUGCACAUGCUCAAAUAGGGUUUGGUGCCUUCGUUGAUAAGACAGUCCUCCCUUACACCAACACCAACAAGGACAAACUGCAGAAGCCAUGUGAUGAGGACUACCAACAGUGUCAGGCAGCAUUUGGCUACAGACAUGUGCUCAGUAUGACACCACAUGAGGAUGAAUUCAGAAGAGAAGUGACAAGGCAGUUCAUUUCUGGGAACUUGGACUCUCCUGAAGGGAGUCUUGAUGCCAUGAUGCAGGCUGCUGUAUGUGGGGACAAAAUUGGAUGGAGGAAAAGCAGCACUCGACUGAUUGUACUGACCACUGAUGAUGGAUUCCACAUGGCUGGUGAUGGAAAACUGGCAGGCAUUCUGGAACCCAAUGAUGAACAAUGCCACAUGGAGAACAAACUUUACACCAAGAGCAGUGAGAUGGACUACCCUUCUGUAGGACAAUUAGCUAUGCAGUUGGAAAAAAACAAUAUUCAACCAAUAUUUGCAGUGACAAAUAAUAUGGAGCAUGUGUACAAGCAACUCUCUCAAAUGAUUCCAAAAUCAGAGGUGGGAGUUCUGUCAUCAGAUUCUAACAAUGUGGUUCAGUUGAUUGAAAGUGCCUACAAUCGGUUGUCCUCCAAAGUGACUGUGACCCAUGACAAUCUCCCAGACAAUGUAAGAGUUGUCUACAAACCUAUAUGCAAAAAUCCAGGACCAGCAGGGGACAGCAAUGGGGUUUGUGACAAUGUGCGUGUGGGAGAAGAGAUCGCUUUUGAAGUCACAGUCACAGCACAAUCGUGUAUGGAGAACAAGUCUUUCACUAUCAGACCACUGGGCAUUAAGGACACAUUGACAGUGAGCUUAUCUACAAACUGUGAGUGUCAGUGUAAGGACCCUAAUGAGGCAAGCCACAUACACUGCAAUAGGAAGGGAGGAGUUCACUGUGGUAUCUGCAGCUGCCAUGAUGGCUUUGUUGGUCAGUUCUGCAACUGUUCCAUUGGCAAUAAAGACGAGUCAUCCUGUCAGAGGCAGAAUGGAACAGAGUGUGAGGGUCGUGGAGAUUGUGUGUGCGGCAGGUGCCAGUGCCACACCACAGAGGGUGGAAAGCGUUACCAUGGUGACUUCUGCGAGUGUAAUGAUGAACACUGUGAGAAGUUCCAGAACAAACUGUGCGGAGGAAAUGGCGAGUGCAAGUGUGGAAGUUGCGAUUGUCACACAGGCUACGAGGGCUCAGCCUGUCAGUGCAUGGUGUCUGAGGAGGGCUGUCGAACACUUAACGACACCGUGUGCUUCGGUAGAGGAUCCUGCAAGUGCAACCGCUGUCAGUGUAAGGAGGGAUACCAGCGGCCACACUGCCAGCACUGCCUUGGCUGCUCUGACCCAUGCCUGACCAAACUGAACUGCAUUGAAUGCCUCGGCUUUGAUUCUGGUCCCUUUAAGAAAAACUGUAGUGAGGCUUGCAGCAAGAGCGUUAAUCAUGGGAUGGUAGAGAAGUUCACAAUAACAAGCAAGCAGUGCCACCAGAAGGACUCAGGGGGCUGCUGGAUCACAUAUAAGCUGGACCAGCUGGUUGGAGAGGACAGCUACAGGGCAGAAAUUCUGACAAAGAGAGACUGUCCAGAACCACCCAACGUCAUAGCUAUUAUUGGAGGCUCCAUAGUAUCUGUGGCUCUUAUUGGAAUCUUGUUGCUGAUGCUCCUCAAGUUGAUAUUCUACAUGAGGGACCUGAAGGAGUUCAGGAAAUUUGAAAAUGAAAAGAAGAUGUCAAAGUGGGCAAAGGCUGACAACCCACUGUUCCAGAACGCCACCACCACUGUGGCCAACCCCAUAUUCACUGGAGAAUGAGAGCUUCCACUGCAGCACGGCGAUCUCUCAGCAUUGCUCUGUUAAAUGAUUGUAUGUCACUUAUGUUAGUUUAAUUUGUUUCAUAAUGCUCAUGUGCUGUUAGCUAGUGGAAAGAAGGGAUUGAUUGUAGUUACAUGGUAUAUCCAGGAAUAUUUUUAUCUUAUUUCUGCACUGAGAGCUACCCAUUAACAUUGCUCGCACGCUGAAUUUCCUCGCGCUUUUCAUGUAAAAUUAUAAUUCUCUUUUUCUUUCACAUCUAAGGCUUUGAUAAUUACAUUUAACAUUUUUUGUCUGUCAGGUGUAAUAAACAGCUUCUCCAGUCUAGAUAUCAGUUAGUACAUAACCACACUUUUUAUUUGUAUAGCCCAUAUUCACAAAUCACAAUUCUUCUCAUAGGGCUUUAACAAGCUGUGACAUCCUCUGUUCUUAACCCUCAACAAGAGUGAGUGAAAGGAACGUAGAAACCUCAGAGAGCCACAUGUGAGUGAUCCCUCUCCCAGGACGGACAGAAUUGCAAUAGAUGCCACAUGUAUUCAUACACGUAGAGGAAGAUUCUUUUAAAAUGUUCAUUGAGCUCAUUCACCCUCAGAUGCUGAUACUAUCUUAUCUGAUACUGUCAAUAGUGUUAGGAGCCUGAGUUUCACUUGUACCAUCAGAACAUAUUAUUCAUAGGAAAACAAAGGCAAUUGUCUAAGCAUGUGCAGUAUGGAGCCCCCCCCCCCCCGUGUAUUUGCUGCAAGGUCUGGGACCAGGAGGGUUACCACUUCCCACCAGAACUCAUGCUACUGAAUGACUUUUGGUCUAAAUUAUUUGUCAUUCAUGAAACAAUGAAUAAUUUGAUAUACUCGUGUAAUGUGUAAACUGGAAUGCCAGCAAGUCAACUGUUUCAUAAAUGAUGAAUUUAUUAUUGGG
Molecule: messenger RNA, 3416 nt
Organism: Paralichthys olivaceus (Japanese flounder)
Lineage: Eukaryota; Metazoa; Chordata; Actinopteri; Pleuronectiformes; Paralichthyidae
Gene: itgb2
Product: integrin, beta 2
Biological process (GO): integrin-mediated signaling pathway; cell migration; cell adhesion mediated by integrin
Cellular component (GO): cell surface; membrane; integrin complex
Molecular function (GO): integrin binding; amyloid-beta binding
Source: RefSeq, a predicted model, not a curated record